AUGAUUGCUAAAACUAACGAUGAGAUGAGAAAUAUUCAACACCGUAUCAAACUGGCCGUAAUAAACAAUAGAUCAGUUACCAUCUUAUACGAAAAUGAGGAUUUAUCCUCUGAUUCAACAUCACAACCUUCAACUACGCCCAGCACAAAAAUAUAUGACAAAAAUCGGUUAAAUUUAUUACUAAAUCUAUUAUUAACAAUAAUGGGUUCUUCAUCAACAACCACUUCAAAUCAUAACAAUCAAAAUGGUACAACAAUAACAACCCAUGUACAAUAUUUACCAUCAAUAUUUAAUCUAUCCAAUGAUAUCUUUAACUUGUCACGUGAUGAUUGGGAAACAUUUAUGAAUAAUAUAACUACUUAUAAAUCACAAAAAGAUUAUAAAAAAGAUUUCCAUGGAUAUAUAUCAAUGAUUAUAUGUAUUUUUGGUACAAUGGCAAAUUUAGCAAAUAUGGCGGUGUUAACACGAAAAGAUAUGGUUGGUGCGCCAAUAAAUCGUGUGUUAACUGGUUUGGCUUUUGCCGAUAUGCUGGUAAUGGUGGAAUAUAUACCGUUUGUUUAUUAUCAUAAUAUAAUUUUUCAAUCACGGCGUGAUUUUACAUAUUUGGGUGCACUUUUCAUUUUAUUUCAUAUGAAUUUCUCCAAUAUCUUGCAUACGAUAUCGAUCUGUUUAACGAUUGCAUUGGCUACAUGGAGAUAUAUUGCAAUUAGGUAUCCACAUAAGAAUCACGUAUUAUGUUCGGAUCGACGUUGUACCCAUGCAAUAACCGCAUCAUAUUUAUUACCCGUAUUUUUAUGUAUACCAUAUUAUAUAACAUUUAAUGUAACAUCCAAACAAAUAAUUGAAAAUAAUGAAAAUGUAACGUUAUACAUUGUAGAUAUCAGUGAUUUAGCACGUAAGAAUAAUGAUCGUUUAUUUAUCGCAAGUUUUUGGUUAUAUAGUGUGAUUUUUAAAUUAUUACCAUGUUGUAUAUUAACUGUAAUUAGUAUUUAUUUAAUAAAAGCAUUGUAUAAAGCAAAACAGAGAAAACAAAUCUUACGUACGGGUUACGAUUUAAAUGCACAUGAUGCAAAAGCAGCACUGUCAUUUAUUGAGAAAAAAGGACCAAGUAAAAGUGAACGACGUGCUGAUCGAACAACACGUAUGUUGGUUGCUGUGCUAUUAUUAUUUUUAAUUACGGAAUUACCACAGGGUAUUAUGGGUUUAUUAAGUGUAUUAUUAGGUAAAGAUUUCUUUGUAAGUUGUUAUAAUAAAUUUGGUGAGAUUAUGGAUGUUUUAGCACUGUUAAAUGGUGCGAUUAAUUUUAUUUUAUAUUGUUGUAUGAGUCGACAGUUUCGUACAACAUUUGGGAAUAUGUUUAAGCCACGUAUAUCAAGAUGGACGACAAAUUUUACGUCAACGCAACAAAUUGCACAACAACAGACGUCUGUACAAAAUACAUUUGUAUAA
Chrysoperla carnea is the source of this 1449-nucleotide messenger RNA. RefSeq names its product G-protein coupled receptor dmsr-1-like. NCBI's taxonomy places the organism in Eukaryota, Metazoa, Arthropoda, Insecta, Neuroptera, Chrysopidae. The coding region runs from base 1 to 1449 and encodes 482 amino acids. The transcript has 4 exons. The record is from RefSeq and is a predicted model, not a curated record. Gene Ontology annotation, molecular function: G protein-coupled peptide receptor activity. Gene Ontology annotation, biological process: G protein-coupled receptor signaling pathway. Gene Ontology annotation, cellular component: membrane.